AUGGAACAGCGAAGUGUCGUUAUCAGAAGAGUCCGUCGUAAGCAGCACAGCAGUUGCGAUCAGUGUCGGAAGGCAAAGCGAGCUUGCGAUGCGUCGCAAACCGUAGGAACAGUCCCCGUGGACGGUCGGAAGCAGCAAUCUCCGUACGCGAAAUCCGCCACCAGCGAAGAGAGGCUUCAAGUUCCAACCGCCAAGUGCAGCAAUUGCCGGAAAAGUGGUCGGGACUGCACAUUUUCAUGGCUUCAAGACAUCCUACCACCAAAAGCGACUGAUGGAGGCAAGAAAAAGCACCAGCAUCGGCCCACCGCGCAUGUGCCGAGAGAACAAGUCAUGUUCCAGACCAAUACACCUCACUUAGCGAACACUUCAGAUACCCGAAGGAGUCCAGCCAGGUCGAAGUUAGAUCAACACAUACAGGCGUGGGACUUCAGUCCCAUCGCGAAUGAGGCCGUAGACCACUGCUGGCUCGAGGCCUUAGGAGAUGCCCCCCAAGAGCGAGUUUGCAUAGGACAGGAAGAGUCCAGCACGGGUUUCCAAGAGUUGGGUUCUUGUAAGCCAGCACCUGAAUGGCGCAUCGACGAUAUAAGCAUCGAACAUGCAAGCGGAGGUCCCUCUCCAGAUGACGGCCUAGAGUUUUCCACUCUCGGUUGGACACAAGAUACGUCGAGCUUUGGAGAUACCAGCUUUGCUAUCCCGCAGAGCGACGGGCCACUCUUUCCUUUGACGGAGCCAUGUGCAGCGCCAGCCAGUAGUGCUUUUGGUACACAUGUUUCACCUUCCAUCCUAUCCGAAGAUACCUUGAUUUCUGGCACAAAUCGAUGGUUGCUCGCGCAGAACUGGUUGCAUGUAUACCAUGACAGUUUCGAAAACGCUUUGUCUUGCUGGCUAACGGAGAGAAACUGUCCUUAUACCCUUUCACAGAAACCUGACAGCCAACUUCACCCAGGGAACAAUUAUUUCUCCAUAUGGGGCCCACAGUGGUCGAACAGGAUAUAUGCUCGAGUCUGUAGCCUGGAUCGCUUUCUGAACAAUAUGCCGCGGAAAGGAUUAAAUAAGACGGACAACUCAUUGGCAGGCAAGGCAUUGCAUGCCGCCGUCAUGGCUUUCGGAGUACAGUGGGCCCAAGCAGGGCCGAGGGGGGACAUGAGAACAUAUAGUUCAUCAGCAGGCUCAACUUCAAAUGUACACGAGGACAUGAACUUACCAGCUGCUGACGAAUUUGGGAGGUCCGUUCAGGAAACCUUGUGGUACCAAGCUCGUCAAGCACUGCAGAAUGCAGCGGGCAUCGAGUCGUACCGGGUUGCUUUUGCCAAUAUCAUUUUCUCCCUCACCCAAAAGCCACUCAAGCUGGAGGACUGGGUACAAAAUUGGAAUUGGAAGUCUCGCGUGAAUGACGCCGAAUUUGGGCUCAAUGGGGAACUUUUGAGCGACCACAGGCCACUUCCGAGCAAAGCAGACAUCGAAUCCAGAUGGCAAAUACUCCAAGAUAUUAUAAAUGCCGACGGUCCCCCUGUAUAUCUUGAGGCUGCCCUGAGGCAACUGGUAUCUUCCCGCUGGACAUGGGAAAAGCGCCAGCGGCGACCGCCAUUGCAAUUCAAAAGUUUGCCGAACUCGAGGCCCUUCAACCUUGCACAGACCACCGACCCGAUUCCUGUUCCGACCGAAGAACAUCGUGAAACCUUCAAGCUCUUGUCUUGGCUCGCAAUCAUGUUCGACACUAUUUCAGCUGCGAUGUUGCAACGUCCUGUCGUGGUCUCUGAUGAAGACUGUAAAAUCGAAACCUCUGACCCCUGGCGCUCCGACCAUUCUGGAGACACACAGAAAUCGGAUGGUGCAGGACAGAACUCAGUAAAUAUCUUUGAUCUGGACGGCUGGGCCCCAGAUUCACUCCCAGAUGCACGGCGCGAUGGUAUAUCGAGCGAUCUGUGGGGCACAUUAUUUCUUGAAAAGUCGAAAUCUCGGACAUUUUCAUGCUUUGAUCAAGACCAAUUGCAUUUCAGCCUUGGAGAAGCAUCAACCAUUUUGUGUGAUGCAGCACCAGUCAAGGUUCUACUGUUUCGAAAAGUCGGUCGUAUCCAAAAGUUAAUGUCUAGACGAGCGUCUGGUGAAGAUUUAGAACUUGCAGUCGAUGAAGCACUGGGCGUGUAUGCUUUCUGGAACGACACUUACGGCAAAUUUAUCUCUUAUUGCAUCGCCAACCAUCACGAUCUUCCGCCCCGGAUUCAAUCCUGGUAUAUUGUUCUCGCAGGGCAUUGGCACUUGGGGGCAAUGUUGCUUGCCGAUGCCGUGGAAGAAAUGGAUCAGGCAGGCCUGAGUCAUAUGUUUCAGCGGAAUAUGAGAAGGACAUCGGACUUUUCGAACAGCCUGAGGAGGAGUAAUGCAAUCACUGUUUCCGAAUUAGGUCGAUGCUCCCUCCACGGGCCUUCGCUGUCAUUUCCAAAGGCACGAGAAUUUUCGUAUCCUGUCAAUCAGGUCGCAUUACUGUCGGAACCUUGGACGGUGGUACUUAUUCAAUCCUUCAGUAGAGCAGGCUACAUCUUCAUCCGUUACUUGAUGUCUUGGGACCAGUGGACAGAUAAGCUUUGGUCCAAUGAAGAUGAUGAACGAUACCAGCUUAGGAAAAGAUGCAGCUACUGCAUCGAGGGACUGCUCAACCUGGCAAACAAAUCGGACAUGGCAUUCCUGGCGGCAAAAUUUCUCCAAGACUGUCUGCGAAAUGCAUGA
Messenger RNA from Exophiala spinifera, 2724 nucleotides. RefSeq lists its product as uncharacterized. The transcript has a single exon. Gene Ontology annotation, biological process: regulation of DNA-templated transcription. Bases 1 to 2724 code for a protein of 907 amino acids. The record is from RefSeq and is a predicted model, not a curated record. NCBI's taxonomy places the organism in Eukaryota, Fungi, Ascomycota, Eurotiomycetes, Chaetothyriales, Herpotrichiellaceae. Gene Ontology annotation, molecular function: zinc ion binding; DNA-binding transcription factor activity, RNA polymerase II-specific.